UGGGGCAGCCGAGCCAUGUGCACCACCCUCCUCCUGCUCAGCACCUUGGCUAUGCUCUGGCGCCGACGAUUCGCCAACCGGGUCCAACCAGAGCCCAGCGAAGUAGACGGGGCUGGGGCCGUCCUGGGCGGCAGCCUGCAGACAGACACCCAGUCCCCUGGCAGGGAGAAGCCUGUGGAGUAA
Myotis lucifugus (little brown bat) is the source of this 183-nucleotide messenger RNA. It is a transcript of the gene PRCD, whose product is annotated as photoreceptor disc component. The coding region runs from base 16 to 183 and encodes 55 amino acids. NCBI's taxonomy places the organism in Eukaryota, Metazoa, Chordata, Mammalia, Chiroptera, Vespertilionidae. The transcript is spliced from 3 exons. The record is from RefSeq and is a predicted model, not a curated record. Gene Ontology annotation, molecular function: opsin binding. Gene Ontology annotation, cellular component: photoreceptor outer segment membrane.